GCAAUUUUUUUGUAAAAUUAUUAAAUUUUUUUCGAUUCUUCGAUGAUUCUUCAUGCGACGCAUAUUGAAGAAAUAAAGAAUAUUUAUUUUUUAACAUCAAGAAUAAACCGUCUUAAUCACCUCAGUUAAGGUAAGGGCGUAAGUUCACCCAAAGGAGCUCUUGAAAAGUGAUUUAUUUAUUAUGUUAUUAUAUAUUCCUCCGUAUCACAGCCAUGUUGAAGUAGUGUUGAUUUUUCUAAGUUUUCGUCAAUAUAAUAGUUUAUAAUACAGUUAAAGUUCACAAGUAUCUGUGACAGACCUAAGUUUAGUUUGUGUUGUGAUUAUAAAAGUUGAAAAGUCAUUACAAAAUGGGAAGUGUUGUAAAGUGCCACCAAUUCUGGCUUCGAGGCGUCGUCACCAAGAUAUGGACUCUGAAGAUUCUCGAGAUGCUUCUGGUGAUGGACAUUCUUCAUCAAGUAGUAGCUCCAGUUCUAGGAGCCGAAGAAGUUCCUCUUCAGAGAGUUCAAAGAAAGGACCAAAAUCUCCGCAGUCACCUAGAUCCAACGGCCACGGCCCUAGAUCACCUUCACCAGAAAGUCAUUCCCAGUCCAGUCAUAGAUCAGGCAAAAAGCCCCAAUCUCCGGAUAACAUGAGCGGAGCUCAUUCAGAUAUUAACUCACCUGAGAACUCAUUACCGGGUUCCCCACUUGGGCCAAAGUCACCUGAUGCACCAAAAUCGCCAAAUGAAGCUGUCUUCAAUGCUCGCUCUCCGGAGCCUCCAUCGUCCCCACCUCCUCACAGUGGGCCCCGGACACCACAAUCACCCAGCAGUUCUAUCAAGUCCCCUGUGUCCAGGUCUCAGCCUGUCUCGCCAGAUUCAGGUUCACAGAUUGCAUCACCUCCCCGUGAUGCCGAGCCAAGGUCACAAACUUCCAGCCCUUCCCCCGAUCGGGGAUCAUCUCAGUCCUCCCCCCGUAGGUCCCCAGUCAAAAAGAAUGACUGGAGUCCCAAAGAGAAGUGGAGAAGGCACACUAAAGCUGAACAAAAAAUGGUGGCCACGUCACGAGCUAGGAGUCGAUCGGAAUCUAGCCAGUCUAGCAGAAGCUCAUCAUACAAUAAGAGGAGUACUAAAGAUCCAGUCACAGAAGAAAUAUCAGAUGGGGAAAUGGAGUCUGAUCAAGAAGAUCACAAAUCUAGAAGUAAGUCAGUAGCAAGUGACAAAAAGCAGGAAAAAGACAAUAACAUUAGUCAUGAAGAUCUAUCUGAUGUCUCAGACUUAGACUCAGAAAAUGGGGACAUGGAAAAAAAGACAAAGUCUAAACCUAAGUCACCUCCAUUGAACCAUGAAAGUGUGAAUGGCAAUGUUGACUCCAACCCAAGGACAUCUCCAAAAAGUGAUACCAGGACAGAAAACUCAAAACUCGAGAAAUUGCCACAAGAAAAGACAAGUAACACAGAGGAUGGCGAGGAACAGUUAGAUUUUGAAGCAGAAGAAGGGGAAUGCAUAGAAACCAAACAAAAAGACCACUCCAAUGGAGAAAUUGACACACAAGCGGGAGAAAAUGAGGAGACAAAACCAGGACGGAGAUCUAGAGGUUCAUCGUUAGAGGAGGGCGAGGUAUCGGAUGAGGCAGAACGGAGGCCAGAGGAAAGCGAGCCCCGACCCGUCUGCAGAUUCUUCUCAAGGGGAGCGUGUACCUGGGGAAUCAGUUGCAGGUUCCUUCACCCGGGCGUGACGGACAAGGGCAACUAUAACAUGUUUGACGUCGUCCGCGGCAUGCCCGCCAGCGGCGCGUACGUGCGCGACACCGCCCCGCCAGAGUCCGCCUGGGAGCGGGGACUGAGGACCGCUAAGGAGAUGCUUCGCAUAGCGAACAAGCGUAAGGAACAAGAUAUGGACUUUGAGGAGAAGAAACUUCAUCUGUCACUCGGCGGCGCCGCUCACGACCCCGACGCGGAGCUGGCCUAUGCUGCCGCCGCUGUUGGCGCUUCGCCCCCCGCCAUUGAGCCAGCAGCCAGAGAUCCGGAGGUCUUCAGUAGGCCGUACGGCGGAGUGAUGUACCGCGGUCGCUUCCCGCGGCCGGCGGACGAGCGCGAGCGGUACUACGAGCGCGAGCGCGGCUACGAGCGCGGCUUCGAGCGCCCCUACUACGACGACCACGGGCCCCCGGACGACGUCACCUACCACAAGCGUCGAGUGCGAUCGUCCCGCGAAGUUAUCGUCCAACGCGCCGAAGUGGAGCGGCGCGAGGGACGCGAGGGGCGGGAGCGGGAGCGCGGGGGGCGGGGCGACGAGUGGGCGGACCCGUGGAUGCGCACCGAGCCGCGCCGCCGCCGCCCGCCGUCGUCAGACGACAGCUACUCGUCGUCCAGCUCUUUAAAUUCCAGCUCGCGUAGUUCCGGAUCUCCGGGUGGUCGGCGCAAGAGGAGGGGUUCGCCAGCUUCUAAACAAAGGUUGUCUCCGUCCGUGAUCGUCCGCGAGCGGCGGUUGGCGACCGCGCGCGCGACCGCCAUGAACCCUCCCGCGCCGCGCCGCCGCGCCCCAUCGCCAGCCGCCCGCCAGCUAGCGGUCAACCCCUCCCCGCCCGUCUCCGCCGCCGCCUACAGACACAAGGAGGAAAUGGAUCCUUACGGUCGUAGCAAAGCUUCAAGUAGAAAUAGGAACCGAAAGAAAUACUCGAGGUCUUCGUCAUCGGGAUCAGAGUCGUCGUCAUCGUCCAGCGAGUCGGAGAGCGAGUCGCGAUCAUCAUCAUCUUCGGGCAGCUCGGGUGCCCGCCGCGCUCGACAGGCGCGCCUGUUGAACGCCGCAGCGAGACCUAAUAGAUUGAAUUCUAAAUCGACGCUAGGGGCACCCACUGGGGUGAUGAGUAAAAAGGAAUCGUCCAUGGAAAAAGAAGCAGCGUCACGAAAGCGAACCGCGACAUCGCCGGUGGGCGGAGCCGCCGCAAAGAAAUCAGUCUCGAGGAGGGAGGAGUUACUCAAACAAUUGAAGGCCGUUGAAGACGCCAUUGCGAGGAAGCGGUCCAAAAUAUAACGUAGUAGAUCUAUAACAUAAAGAAAUUAAAUCUACCUACGAUCUAGUGAAAAAGCUGCAAGCCUCAAAUUGCAGGGUAGAUGUGUAUUUUCAACAUUCUCGAUAUUAUGUAUAAGGAAUAAGGAUACAUAGUUUAGUUAGUAUUACAAUGUCUAUACAGGGUUUUAGUCAAUUUGCGUUCGGUAGUUUGGAGUGUGAAGAAAGUAUUCAAACAAUGAGAUGUGACAUAAUGCAUCGCUAAAAUAAUCUCUUUAUUUUUAGACCUAAAGUCCAUAUUCUUGGUGGUUAUGUCCAUAGUAAAAGGAGGGGAAGUAAGUUAUCUCUAUACAAAGGCACGGCGCGCAGCUUGUAUGUGUGCGCCAUAGUAUCAAUGCGUCGCCACGUACGGCACACA
Molecule: messenger RNA, 3407 nt
Organism: Aricia agestis (brown argus)
Lineage: Eukaryota; Metazoa; Arthropoda; Insecta; Lepidoptera; Lycaenidae
Product: zinc finger CCCH domain-containing protein 18-like
Exons: 16
Coding region: 404-3013 (869 amino acids)
Molecular function (GO): metal ion binding
Source: RefSeq, a predicted model, not a curated record